AUGGCGCGUUCGAGCUUGGCGAUGACCCUGGUUAUGCUGAUGCUUCCAGCAACGGCUCGCCGGAAUAAGGAUGACACCUUCAUCAUGCAGGCCGGGAUUUCAGAAGCUCCCGAUCUAGAGGCGGAGCUUUCUUCCUGGCUCCGUGAAGAGGGGCUGAGCUAUGCGGAUGCUGGGUGGUGGGCACAGAAGGAGUCGUGGUACCUCGAGACUUGUGGCGCCACGCUGCCGUAUCUGAAGAAGUUGUACGAGGAGCUCACCGCAUCCCGCGGCAUUGCCCUCCCCCAGGGUGAUGCCAUUCCGAAGAUGUUUGACUACGCGAAGAAGGCACUCGACCCGGUCCAGCUCAGCAACAUGUAUUGGGUGCUCUAUGACUGCAACCACGCCUAUGGUCACGCCAAAGGGCUUUGCCAAUACCCGAAGGAGGCUCUGGAGCAAGCUCCCGCGCUUGUCGAGAUGGGGACCUCCUCCAAAGAGCUUUUGAAGCUCUACAACUUCAUGACCGAUGACAUUGAGCGUCCGAAGAAGGAAGUGAUGGAGUUUGCUGCCGCCGGCUGUGAAGCGGACAGGUACUGGAGUGCUUACCAAGCCACGCAUCACAAGCUGGUGGCCGUCGACGAGGCAAUCCGUACCUCUUUCGAGAUGCAAGCUUUUCGCUAUGCAGAGGAUGGUAAAUAUUACACGGCUUCCCAGUUCAAGGACCACUAUGGGAGCAACUGGCUGAAGAAAUGGUCGGCAAGCCCAGCGGCCCAGAAGGUGGCGGAGGAUGGCAAAGCAUAUUCUGUUCCGCAGUUUUGGGAGUUCUUCAAGGACGACUGGUUGCCCACGGAAGCUAAGGUCCAAGUGGAAGGCAGCAAAGUGGGCAACGCAAAGGCGCAUUGCGGAGGAAGUGGGCGUAUGCACCCGUGGCACUAUGCGAAGAGUGCAAAGCAGCCAGCCAUUCCCCCUGAUCAA
Symbiodinium sp. CCMP2456 is the source of this 951-nucleotide messenger RNA. Lineage: Eukaryota; Dinophyceae; Suessiales; Symbiodiniaceae. The record is from the annotation of a GenBank genome assembly.